AUGCUCUCAAUUCUUCACGCUUCGGCAUUCUUCUUGCUCUUCUCUUCGGCCCUCUCUUUCACCCCAUGUCCACUCCUCGGCCCUGCAUUCCCUCCAUUCUCCCUCAACGGAGAUGACAAGACCAUUGCAAGCGCUCUGAAAGAACUUACUAAGAAGUUCGACACACUAGUCGCAACAGACACUGGUACUCAUGGGGAUGUCUCGCCAAACACCACUUUCAGCAUCGCCUUGUUCUCGUCGGACAGUGGGGAUGCCGAAAACGAGCCCUUCUUCUGGCAAUAUCAUCACACAGCCCCUACAUUGAACAAGUCUGCAGUAGGAUCUUAUGCUGCGGACACAGACAGCAUUUAUGGCAUUGGUGGUCUCACUGAGGUCUUCACUGUGUGGAGUCUGCUUCUCACGGGAGAUGGAGACCAGAUCUUUGAUGAUCCUGUUACCAAGUACCUCCCUGAGCUGGGUGAUAAUACAAGGGAACAAGAUAUGAUUGAAAAGGUAAGGUGGAAUGAUGUUACUGUUGGUCAACUUUCGAGUCAUAUGUCUGGAAUUGGGAGAGACUAUUGCUCGAAGGAUGUGACUUUACAAAUAAGUUCUUCUGAGGCGGGAUUACCUUCACACCAGGCUAUCCUCAUGCCUUGCUGUGAUGAUGGUUCCAAGUGUGAUAGCAACGAUUUUAUUCGAUACCUCGCUAACCAAACUCGCGUGGCUCCAGCGGGGGGAACCCCUAGCUAUUCCAACAUGGCAUUCCAGCUUUUAGGCUACAUAGUAGAAAAGCGCACAGGAAAGCCAUUCAGCAAAGUCCUUCAACACGACAUCUUUGACGUCCUAGGCAUGACCGAGACCUCAAUCUUUGCGCCAGACAAAACCACUGCAGGAAUUAUUCCCGUUAGCAAAGAAGCCAGUGGUUGGUUAACACACCACAAAAGAGACGAAGCAUCAAAGUCUCUUUUCUCUAGUAUCAAAGAUCUCGCAAUAGCCGGCCAGGCAAUCCUAAACUCAACCCUCCUCAGCAAACCCCAAACAAAUCGCUGGUUCAAACCAGUCUCUCACACCUCCAACCCAGCCAACUCCAUCGGAUCUCCAUGGGUCAUAUACAGCGCCGGCUCAUACCCCAACACAUCCAUGGUGGAUAUCUACACAGUUCUCAGCAACGAAGGCAAUAACGAGAGCCUCUACAGCUCAUACCUCGGCCUAGUCCCUGACUUCGGCGUCGGCUUUGCCAUUCUCGCGGCUGAUACAGAAGCCCCGGCUGAUCUUAACGCGCACGCGGAUAUAAUCGGUGAUGUCGUGCUAGAAGCGUUGAUGAAAACGGCUAUUGAGCAGGCUGCCGAGAAUUUCGGUGGCGCAUACAAGGCUUCCAAUAUCAAUUCAUCUAUUUCUGUUGGAUACGACAGCUUGCCUGGUUUGUAUAUCCAGGAGUUUGUCAGUAAUGGCACUGACUUCCGUGCCACACUCGCUGGAAUUGUGGGCGUCGAGAAGCAGGCGGAUCUGAGUAUUCGGUUGUAUCCUACACAGCUGGUUGAAGAUUCUGGCUCGGGCUCCAGGCAGGCUUUUAGAGCUGUCUUUCAGGAUAUAACUGAGCUGGCGGAUAAUGACACUCCAACUUGUGUGUCCUGGCUAAAUCUCGAUAAGCUUCAAUAUGGAGGCCGUGGCCUGGAUGAGUUCAUCUUUUCUCUGGAUCCGAGUGGUCAAGCCGUCAGUGUUGAGAUUCCAGCUUUGCGGGUCUCGCUGGGGAAGAACUAG
Messenger RNA from Penicillium expansum, 1740 nucleotides. RefSeq names its product serine hydrolase domain-containing protein. The record is from RefSeq and is a predicted model, not a curated record. Lineage: Eukaryota; Fungi; Ascomycota; Eurotiomycetes; Eurotiales; Aspergillaceae. The transcript has 4 exons. The coding region runs from base 1 to 1740 and encodes 579 amino acids.